Molecule: messenger RNA, 3744 nt
Organism: Ostertagia ostertagi
Lineage: Eukaryota; Metazoa; Nematoda; Chromadorea; Rhabditida; Trichostrongylidae
Source: the annotation of a GenBank genome assembly
AUGGACAGAGGGCAAAACGAAAACCAGUUGUCCGUCGCACUGCUUUUGCUGGCGGCUUUCCAUUUGAUUUUUCUGCUAGCAGCACACUACAUGCAAUGGAAGUUAUGUAAGGCGUCGUUGGAAGAGAAGAAACGAAAGGCAUCAGAAGCGCUCGACUAUGUUUCCAAUAUCUCAACGACUCCAUUUGCCUAUGCUCCAUUGGGUGAGCCGUUAGCGAAUGAUAUGCUGACGCAGACAGCGCUUCGUGACGGCAACGUGGUCGCCGUGCCGAGACUGCUUCUUGUCGAAGGAGACGUGAUUCUUCUUCGACCUUCUCAGUUGUCCGUCGCACUGCUUUUGCUGGCGGCUUUCCAUUUGAUUUUUCUGCUAGCAGCACACUACAUGCAAUGGAAGUUAUGUAAGGCGUCGUUAGAAGAGAAGAAACGGAAGGCAUCAGAAGCGCUCGACUAUGUUUCCAAUAUCUCAACGACUCCAUUUGCCUAUGCUCCAUUGGGUGAGCCGUUAGCGAAUGAUAUGCUGACGCAGACAGCGCUUCGUGACGGCAACGUGGUCGCCGUGCCGAGACUGCUUCUUGUCGAAGGAGACGUGAUUCUUCUUCGACCUUCUCAGGCUGCACCCUGUGACUGCAAACUCUCGAAUGGUGAAAUGCUGAAGACGGGCGAUCGUAUUUCCGACAAAGUAGAGGUGGACCGCGACACAGGCGCAGCCAUACCUCUUGAUGUGACCAAGCUUUACUACUGUCUACACAUGGUGGCUGAACGAGCUCUUCUACCAGUCGUUGUUGUCAUGGCCGUUCUUGCUUGUCUGAUGAGAUUUCUCCUUGACGGCAGUCAGUCGCUGUUUUCGACAAGAUUCGUCUUCGCCAUUCCGUCACUUAUCGUUCUGCCACUGACUGCUCCCACCUUCUUUUUCAUCAUACGUUUCGUGCAUCGGCGGGGCAACUCCGCUGUCUGUGAUGUGUUGAGGACUCGGAAAGCGAAUGACGUGAAGGAUUUUGUUACGUUGUUUGGAAAUCUAACUGGGACGUCGUUCUUCGACAAAAAAGGAGUGCUGUCACCAAUGAAUCCUUGUUUGGACAAAGUUGUGUUCUUUCGGCCCAGUGACGAAGAGCAGUCUAAGGAAGCUCCCACUCUUGAGAUCAUGGACUUAAGCUCUGAGCAACUUGUCGAUGGGUCAUGGAGUGUCGAUUUUGAUGAUCCCAAUUGGUCCCGGUAUGAGUCAAAUUUGCGAGUGAUCGGCCAGUGCUUGCUUUUAAAUCGAUGCGAUCCGAAGUUCCCGUCGUUUCUGGACCAUCUUUCAGCUGUCGCUACCACAGUACCGCGCACAAUCGCAACGGCGUGUAGGCGAUGCUCAUGCGUGUUUCCGCAACUCAUCGGGUUUAAACCGAAUGCAUCGGACCAGUUCCAGAAGAUGCCAAACGUGCUAGGAUUCUAUCAGCGUCAACCCGGAGAAGCUCCAUUGCCAGGGCUCACGAAGCACCAAACUCCACUAGAAAUGGCGUACUGUACAAUUCACGCCGAUGAUCGUUCGCUGUACUACCACCUUUCAUGUCAAGGAACGGCGAGCCUCGUGCUAGAGGCUUGCUCGCAUGUGUGGGAUGGCGAACAACUCGUACCUAUCACGGAACGAAUACUUAAAAGUGCCAUAGAUUUCUAUCAGAGACAUUCUGUCACUGGGUACUGUCUCGCUUUGUCGUACCGUGCCGUUGGAAUGGUCUUUGAUGAUGUCCUCAAAGACCGCUACUUUGAGGUCCCAUUACUUCGUCGUCAUCCACGAAGUGGUGCUCUAGCGAGAACUCACAGCAUAGACAGUUCUCAGAAUGACCCGUUCUUCGAUCGGACACCUCUGAAAACAGCUGAUGAAGUGGUGCAGAGAUGGUUCACUGGACACGUUCUGUGUGGAAUGAUCGUCACCCAGUACGAGGUAAUGCCUAACGCCGUGCAGCUCGUUGAUCAACUAGAAACCCUGUGUGUUCGAUUUGUGUAUUUUUCUCGCGAAAAUGAACUGAGAAGCAGAGUCUUUGCCGAAAAACUUGGGCUGGAAGCCGGCUGGAAUUGCCACGUUUCCUUGGCCGAAGCUUGCUCGCAUGUGUGGGAUGGCGAACAACUCGUACCUAUCACGGAACGAAUACUUAAAAGUGCCAUAGAUUUCUAUCAGAGACAUUCUGUCACUGGGUACUGUCUCGCUUUGUCGUACCGUGCAGUUGGAAUGGUCUUUGAUGAUGUCCUCAAAGACCGCUACUUUGAGGUCCCAUUACUUCGUCGUCAUCCACGAAGUGGUGCUUUAGCGAGAACUCACAGCAUAGACAGUUCUCAGAAUGACCCGUUCUUCGAUCGGACACCUCUGAAAACAGCUGAUGAAGUGGUGCAGAGAUGGUUCACUGGACACGUUUUGUGUGGAAUGAUCGUCACCCAAUACGAGGUAAUGCCUAACGCCGUGCAGCUCGUUGAUCAACUAGAAACCCUGUGUGUUCGAUUUGUGUAUUUUUCUCGCGAAAAUGAACUGAGAAGCAGAGUCUUUGCCGAAAAACUUGGGUUGGAAGCCGGCUGGAAUUGCCACGUUUCCUUGGCCGAAGUGGAUCCCGAUGCCACCGGACGAACAUUGAAGGAUUACUUUUUGUCCAAAACAUUUCUUGGUUCAAGUCCUGCGCUCAGAUCUUCAGUCCUAAAGCACCUGUCACGAUCUGAUGACGAUCUGCACACGAAUUUCUUGUUGACCUCCAACAUCCAAGGUUCUCCCAUAGAAAAAAAGUACAGCCACCAACCUCCGGUUAAAAUGGCCGUUAUUCCGAAUAAAGCGCAACUGCCGACAGGGAUCGAGGCUGUUCGUCCACAUCUGGAGCAAGUGGACAAUGUACCCCUUCUAGUCGGCCUUAUCACUGACUGUACUCCUGGGGCAAACCUGCAAAUGUUGGAAAUAAUGCAGGCCGAUGUCUCCAUUAGUGUUCUGCCUGUCGGAGACUGGCAAUGUUCCAUGAGUUCCGGGCCUAAUUGGCAGACAGCUAAAAAUGCAGCUGACAGUCUUAUGGGCAUUGCUAGUGACUUUCGACUAAGAUUCGAACAACUUCUUGCCCUUCCAAAGCUCAUUGUCGCUUGCCGUCAUCGAUGUGCUUCCGUGAGGGGAUCCCUAGCGUUCCACUUUUUUGCCUCCACUAUGCUAUCGCUUUCCCUUUUGGCCACAGCUAUAUCAUUUCUGCCUCUGCUCUUCGAUUUUGAACAGGUGUUUCUGACGACCUUCGUGCAGCUGCCGCUUCUCACGCUGGGAUCGGUUUUCACUCCGUUUCAUCCCAGGUCAAAUGUUAUCCGAAUAUCGUCCAAGAACACAUGCACUGUCCCUCGACAAAACGUUAUAUGGGCGGUGGCUACGUUUUUCGUCGGUUUCUUUCCUACAUCGCUCUUCCUUGUGCUGCUAUUUUUCUUUUUGUUGAUUCGAAAUUCGACAUUCACCUGCUCAUUCUCUGACGUGGUCUGUUCCGUCGCAGCCGAACACUCAUCUGAUGCCUAUCUUUCGACAAUGGCUAUUCGUCACGUUGUCGGCUUUCAUGUUGCAUUUUCGUACGCCUCUGGAGUAUUCCUGCAUGAAGCACUCUCAGCUGUUUCAAUGGCUGCAUUAGUGGCUUGGACGUCAUUGAUAGUGGUGGUGAAUGAGCUGGUCAAACUGCGUUCCAUCCGUGGCUUUGCGACAGAACAACGGCGGACGAAACUCUGCUUUGAUACAAAACUCGGAAUGAAUUCACCCUACUAA